Molecule: messenger RNA, 3913 nt
Organism: Juglans regia (Persian walnut)
Lineage: Eukaryota; Viridiplantae; Streptophyta; Magnoliopsida; Fagales; Juglandaceae
Exons: 9
Coding region: 70-1854 (594 amino acids)
Biological process (GO): telomere maintenance
Cellular component (GO): nucleus
Source: RefSeq, a predicted model, not a curated record
UUUCUUUUUUUCCUCAAUUUGGGGUUUCAUCGGAGACUCUGCCUAUUCAUCUCACAAUCUCCGGCGACGAUGGCUAAUUCCUCCGACCAACUAGAGAAACUCAAAGUCCUUAUUUCCUCGGGCUCGAGAGCUGACAAAUGCUACGCUUACUCGAGCCUCUUACACUUCCAAGAACAGUCCAGUGACAGCUCCGCUUCAAUUCAAGCCCUUGCUGGAAGUUCUCGUACUCUUUUAUCUUUAAUCGUCGCAGAUAUAUCAGACGAUGACGAAGAGAUUGCAGCACAAGCUUUGAAGUGUUUGGGUUUCAUGAUCUAUCAUCCAUCUCUUGUUGCUGCAGUUGUGGUGGACGAUGCCAUUUUGGUUAUAGAGUCGUUAGUUAAACUCAUUGUAACUACAAAAAUGAAGUCAGUAUGUAACUUAGGAGUGUGGUGCAUCUCUAUCCAACAGUUCAGAGCUCCAUUUCUACAUGCCCACUUUGAUUCUCUAUUGCAGGCGGUUGUUCACGCCCUCAACAAUCCUAUUGGUUCUUUAUCAACAACUUUUGAGGCUAUACAGGCUGUGAUGAAGUUAGCAAUGCAAUUAAGUAAUAAGAUGAGGGACUCAUCACUUAUAUGGGCUCCUCCAAUAUAUAGAAGACUUCUCAGCUUUGACAAGAGGGAGAGGGAUAUGUCAGAAAGGUGUUUGUUGAAGAUUAAGCCUAUAAUAUUACCUCCUCCUCUAGUUCUCUCCAAGGCACUUGUCAAGGAUAUAAAGCAAAGAUUGCUCACUCAGAUGAAGGAGCUGCUAAAGAAGGGUAUAAAGGUUCAAACUAUUCACGCAUGGGGAUGGUUUAUUCGCUUACUAGGCUCACAUGCUAUGAAGAACAGACAUUUAAUAAAUGAAAUGCUGAAAAUUCCUGAACAUACAUUUUCAGAUCUCAACCCACAAGUUCUGAUUGCUACACAGGUUGCUUGGGAAGGUCUUAUUGAUGCACUUAUUCAUCCUCCAAUAGUAGCUGGUGACAGAAAUGCAGCCAAGGAGGGGAACGGUGUGCAACAAGUGCUAACAUCUGGAGAGAAAAUUGAUGAACCCCUAGUAAAUGGAUUCUCAAAAAGCAUAAAACUUGUAAUGACUCCUCUUUUAGGCAUCAUAUCAGGUAGAUGUGAUAUAUCCGUUCACUUAUCAUGCUUGAACACUUGGUGUUGUUUGCUGCAUAAACUUGAUACCUCUGUCAAUGAUCCAUCAGUGAUAAAACUUGUGUUGGAGCCCAUAUUUGAAGCAGUUUUUCUCAUUGGUCCUGAUAAUAAGACCAUGAGGUUAUGGAAUCUAUGCCUGGAUUUGCUUGAUGAUUUUAUUUUGGCAAAAUGUCGAGGGGUGGAACAUGACAAAAGUGGCCUUGCAAGUCAGCAGUCAUCAACUAGUACCUCCAUUCCUGGACCUUCUGUACCUGGAAAAUUCUUGUGGAAGCAAUACUCUGUUAAAUGGUUGCCAUGGCAUAUUUCUCAGCUGGACUUCCAUUUAAAGAUGAUUCUUGUUCUCAUCAAUCAAGCUUCAAUUGCAUCUUUCACCCAUGAAAACAGGAGUUUAGCCCGUGAUGCUGCUUUAAGGUUAUUUGUAUCUGUUUUAAAAGGAGUUCGAUUGGAGUUGAAAAGCCAAUACUCUAACUACAACAAUAUUAUGUCGUGUUUGGGCACAGUACUAGGGUUCAUAAAGCAUAUAUGUGAAGAAGUACAUUCAGAAGGCAGUGAUAGUAAUGACUUCGAGUAUACUUCCCUCCUUUUUAUAGAGGCUAUCAAUCAGGAGUUGGAACCUACCAUAUUAGGAUCCCCUCUUUACAAGGUGUCAUUGGACCUCAAGCACAUUGACAACCUGUGAUCAGCUAAUGUCAUCAGACAUGCAAACGUUCUAGCUAUCUGCUCCAUUGCUGAUAUGAAUAUGGUUUCAGUAUUGGUUUAUUUAGUUGUACUCUACUUUUGUAAGGUGUUUCAAUUAACUACAAAGGCAUCCAAAACAGAGUUCAUUUUAGAGAAAAUGCAUAAAUAUUUUACAUUGGCGUUUUCUUCAUAUGAUCCCCUGGAAAUUCUUCUUGCUACUAUCAGUUUACUGUAUAACUAUGUCGGUCACAACUGCUUAAAUAUAUGGAUAGCAAUAGCCAAUGGUUUGAAACACUACAUGGAUGAUGUUAAGGAGCUUUCAUUUGCAGAGUCUGACAGCACUGGUUAUCUUGCCGUAUGCUAUUUCUUAUCCUACCCAUUUGCUAUAUGCUCUUGCCCCCGGAGAAAUUCAGUCUCACUGACUAGUUGCUCCUCAGAGAAGAGUCAUGUUUCACCACAGGAAAAGCAUGAGCUUGAACAUGUUUUUGAUGCAUGGAUGGCACUUUAUGGUUCUCUUAAAACUUCACUGAAUCAAUGCUCUGCUAUGGACAGUUUUCUUGUCGAUUUGUGUUCAACGCUAACUGUGUACCUUGACGAAUAUGCUAGCAUGCAGUGUAUCAAUGGAGUUGACUCAAGUCACAAGGAUCUGUUUUUUUAUCUCCUUCCUUUACUUGGCGAUGCUGCGAUAUGUUUCCUGGAAGAUAUCUGUGCUUCCGAAGAAGUUUCAGAUGAAAGUAAAUACAAAAAUGGUGGCGACCAUAAAAUAUCCACUGGAAAGAGCAGUAGCUUGAGAUUGGCUGCCAGAUAUUUGAGUUUCUUAUGGACGUAUACAGCAACAGACCACCCAACUAAUCUCGUAAUGACAUCAAGGUAAGUCAAUAGUCGAUUUCUUAUCUUUGUGCUCAAGUUAUUCCAUAUGUGAUCUCGUGAUCUUGUCUGACUUUACCAUGAAGUCCCAGGGUAUCUUCUGUACUGGCACACUUUGCCAGUUUUCUUUGCAUGAAGCAAGAUAUCCUCUUGUUCAUUGAGAUAGUAUCUUGUCCGCUGCUCCAAUGGCUUUCACAUACAGAGUUACGGGAUAAAAGCAUAAAAAAUCAACUUCAACUGUUGUGGGCCAAAAUACUUAAUCAUUUACAAAGCAGUCAGCCACCAAUGGUCUUCAAUUCUGCAUUCCUUGAACUCCAGGCACCCCUUCUUGGAAAAACACUUGAUCACCCAAAUCCAACCAUUUCAGAGCCCACCAUCACCUUCUGGAAUUCCACUUACGGUGAACAAAUCAAUCUGGACUACCCUCAAAGCUUGCUUCACGUGUUAGACAAGCUCUCAAGAAAUGGAAGAAUAAUCCUCCACAAGAAAAUCCUACCUGCUCUUGAAAGAUGUCAUUCUAGAAUAGGAGUUGACACCACUCCACAGAGAUACAGGGUGACCGCAACGCAUAACAAGAGCUCAAAAAGAGUAGGGUUUGUGGAGGAUGUGGUGGAUCAACUUCAGCAUGAGGAGAAGCUGUACUCAAAGUUAAAAAGGAAUAGGUUGGAACUAACUGAGCAUCAAAAGGAAGUGAGACGAGCACAGCAAGGAAGGGAGAGGGAUUGUUGUGGGCACGGCCCGGGGAUACGCACUUACACUAGUGCUGAUUUUUCGCAGGGGAAUGAAGAUUCACAAGAGAGUCAAGAAUUCCAGAAUCCAGAAUCCAUCUUGGAGAUUUUACAAAGAGUUGUUUAAUUGUUUUUAUCUGAGGGCCUAGCUUUCAAAGAGAAUAUUAGAUGGAGCACCCAAGUUAACUGGUCCACAUUUUUAGGCUGUCUUCCUCCGUUACUUUUAUGUUACAACACCACCAACUUAUCAUCCUUUGCUCUUUGCAUGUUGUAAGUUGUAUUGUAUGACACCCAAUGGCCAAUGUAUUGUAAUGUCACAUUCUGAUAUUUGGGGUAAAAUAUAUUUCAUUUCGAUUUUUGUAUCAAACUUAAAUGAAGUGGUAUUUUGAACAAGAAAAUGGUGACAUUAUGUUGAAAUGUCACCGCUCAAGACAUUAUCUUACCACCUUCUGUAGAAAUUGUUGA